This is a messenger RNA of Pipistrellus kuhlii (Kuhl's pipistrelle), 1399 nucleotides long. RefSeq names its product putative zinc finger protein 826. The record is from RefSeq and is a predicted model, not a curated record. The coding region runs from base 283 to 930 and encodes 215 amino acids. Lineage: Eukaryota; Metazoa; Chordata; Mammalia; Chiroptera; Vespertilionidae. The transcript has a single exon.
CUUCUUUUGUUUUUGCAGAUUUGGAAUCCAAAAAGUUAUCGCAAAAGGACAUUUAUGAAAUGAAUUUAUCUCAAUGGGAGAUAAUGGAAAACACUAGAAGUUGUAGCCUAGAAGACUGCUUUUUCAGAAAAAAAAAUGUUAAUAUAAAAAGUUUGAGAAACAAAAAGGUCCUCAAAGGGGAUAUUUUAGGCAAAAGAGAAAAAAUACCUCUGAAAAAAGUCACUUACAGAAAACUCAAAUCUUUUCAUUUGUAUAAGAGAAUUCCUAAUAGAGAGAAACCCUAUGAAUGCAGGGAGUGUGAAAAGGCUUUUAGAGUACACCAACAACUUACUUUCCAUGAGAGAAUUCAUACUGGUGAGAAAUCCUAUGAAUGUAAAGAUUGUGGUAAAGCCUUUAGAUAGUGUGCCCACCUUAGUCGACAUCAGAGAAUGCAUACUCCUGACAAACUUCUUGAAUGUAAAAAAUGUGCAAAGAUUUUUACAUGUAGUGCAGAUCUUCGAGUACAUCAGAGAAUUCAUAUUGGUGAGAAGCCCUAUGAAUGUAAAGAAUGUGGGAAGUCCUUUAGAGUGCGAGGUCAACUUAAUCUUCAUCAAAGAAUUCAUAGUGGUGAAAAGCCCUAUGAAUGUAAGGAAUGUGGGAAGAACUUUAGACAAUAUGCACACCUUACUCGCCAUCAAAGACUUAGUAUUUCUGAGAAGUGCUAUGAAUGUAAAGAAUGUGGCCAGGCUUUUUUUGUGUAGUACAGGCUUUAGAAUACAUCACAAACUUCAUACUGGUGAAAAACCCUAUGAAUGUAAGGAUUGCGGGAAAGCCUUCAGAGUGAGGCAACAACUUACUCGCCAUCAGAGAAUUCAUUCUGGUGAGAAACCCUAUGAUUGUAAGGUCUGUGGGCUAUCAUCUAACUCUCCAUCAGAGAAUUCAUACUGGUGAGAAACCUUAUGAAUGUAAAGAAUGUCAGAAGUUCUUUCGUCAUUAUUCAGAACUUAUAUCACAUUAGGGUGUUCAUGUUGGAGGAAGCCCUAUGAUUGUAAGGAAUGUGGGAAAGCAUUUAGACUAUUUUCUCAACUUACUCAACAUCAGACUAUUCAUUUUGGUGAGAAACUUAUAAAUGUAAGGCAUGUGAGAAGACAUUUAGACUGCUCUCACAACUUACUCAACACCAGAGUAUUCAUGCCGGUGAUAAACCCUAUGAAUGUAAGGAAUGUUGAAAGGUCUUUAGACUUCAUUCAUCACUUAUUCAAUAUCAGAGAAUUCAUUCUGGAGAGAAACCAUACAAUUGUAAGGAAUGUAAGAAGACAUUUAGACAACACUCACACCUUACUUACCAUCAGCGAAUUCAUAAUGUAACUAAAUAGUUGUGAGAAAGCUUUCCAUUGUGAAUUUUCUGUUAAGGAGCAUU